Messenger RNA from Trypanosoma grayi, 2304 nucleotides. RefSeq lists its product as hypothetical. The coding region runs from base 1 to 2304 and encodes 767 amino acids. The transcript has a single exon. The record is from RefSeq and is a predicted model, not a curated record. Lineage: Eukaryota; Euglenozoa; Kinetoplastea; Trypanosomatida; Trypanosomatidae.
AUGCAUCGACAAACGCGGAGGUUUACAACCGUCGCCGACGCCUCGGAUGUGUCGCAGAUGGAUCCAUGGAAGGAUGAUCGGUGCAGAGAUUUUGUGGCCCUCAACACUAUCCAGCGACUCCGCUCAUACCACGCCGAUUCAUUGCUACCCGUGGAACCCAUAAACUGUGUUCGAGCAAAGAAUCUCUUACUGCUGCCCAAGGCAGAGCCUGAUGCGACGGCCUGUGAUACAACAGAAGGCUGCGCCGUUGAUAUGGCGCGUAUUCUGUUCUUUGGCCCUACAUCGUUUGUUUCACAAACAUCACCCGGUCGAAUGACAGCUUCCCCACAUGGUGGCGGUUAUAGUGGUAGACGAUCCAGUUACAUCCCUAGCGAGGAGGCCACAAAAACUGGAUCCAUUAAAGCAAUGGCGGAGGUUGCUCUUGUAGCUGCAGACACCCAGCAACAAAACGGAGCCCAUCAAAGUGGUAUGCAGAAUGGUGCAUCCGAGAAUGAAACAGUGCCAGGUGACAUUGGCUAUAAUCAACAGGAACACCCUAAUGACGCUUUUGAAGCAGGAGCCACUCCGCUAAAGAGACCAGAAGAGGAAAAUGCGGUAACUCCAGCACCUCGCCCACCAGAGCGUAUGGAUCAGCUUAUCAUUGCUUCUGAGGAAUGCAUGGAAGGUGAUAAAGGGGAGACGAAUGAAAAUGCCGAUACUGUUGAAGUUAUUAGGUUUUCCUGCGCCAUUGUUGACGCCAUUGUGGCGUACUAUCAGUCCCUCUUAUCUCGUGGUGUCGUUUUGGAUCGAUUUAACGCCAAGGAUCUGGCGUUUUCAUGGUGGGUUGUUGGACGGAACAUGGACGUGGCAGCAUUGAAUCAUCAUACUGGACCAACGCGGCGGGACGCGCUACUGAUUCUAGUACGGCAUUUUUAUUACGAAUUGUUGACAGAACAACGACCAAAGAAAGGUCUCCCCUCAUCAGACUCUUCCGCCGGUUCAUUGCGUAAAUCCAAGGAAUGUGAUGACCACCUGACUCAACAGGAAGAGAAAACAACCUACAAUGAAGAGGCGAAGCAGAACCAGCAGCAUUCGGAGGCAGCAGGAACAGGGGAUGAAGCCCGAAAACGACCACGAAGCCGCCUUGAUCCUACUCGCACAAGCCCUCCGCCUGCCAGCAGUCGUCUUCGUCGCAAAGUGCGAACAGAUGACGACACUGGCCAUGCAGGGAAGGUUGAAGAAAAACAGAAUGCAAAAGCUGCUGAGGCCCCUGCCACACCCCCAAUGUCAAGCACCCGGGUGAAGCUACCGGUGAAGCAAUCGUCGAAAGCAAAGGGAUCACAUGCCGCUGAAGGGCCCCCAGCAGCGCAAUCCACGGCAGAGGUAACAGCGACAGUAACAACACCAAAUAAAAAUCAGGCCCCUGCGUGCAGUGAUGGUGAUGUUGAUGGCAAUGCUAAAGAGAUUAGCGAGGCCCCAAUUGUUGAAAAACCACAUAGAUCUGUUCGUACGGUUAAUAUUGAAGAAGUUUGGCGUCCAAUUCGCUCAACACGACGGCGUCUCCCUCCCUCGAAAGACAGCUCGGAUUUUAUAGAGGCAAAUACUACGUUGAUGGAGAAGCGGGAAGAAUCAACUUCUUUCCUCAAUGCCGUGGUGCAACGCAUACAGGGACGGAUGACAAAUGAUCCCACCUACGCCGCUCUCCUCACUGCCUUCUCCGCCAACAGGCCAGUUGUGAAGAAGGAGACGGAAACUUCUAGCGGUAGCGUAGAGGAACAUGACUGUGGUGGAACAACUGUGUGUGGCAUGCACCCAGCGCUGGUGCAGCUGUACCGGUAUCACCACGUAGAUGCCCCUUCUGCUACUGUCUUACCGUUGGGAAUCGUCCAGGAGACAUCAGAGGAAGGUAACAAGGAAGGAGGACAGCAGGUGCAAUCUAUCGACCCAGCGUUGCAUUCAUCACUUCAAGGUGGAACUCUUCUUUCUUCCAGUUUCACAGAGGCUGCUGCUGCUGCUGUUGUUGCCGUCAAGACGGAAGAAACGGAUGAUGAGAUGCCAACGGCGGCAUCUCUGCUGACUUUGCAGAUAGGCAGCAAAAAUGAAGAAGUUGACACGACAACGCCUGUGCUGCGGCUUCCGUGUCGCUUUUCCGAUCUCACAUACGCACAGCAGUGCCUCCUGACGUGGGAAGCCUCACUCCUGCUUGACCCGCGACCGCCAGUGGCAACAGGGAAGAGGCAGCUAGCAUCGAAUGGAACGAAGGGCGAUGUGAAUGUAGUCGAAAGUCGGGGGCGGCGCUGCUAUGACUACUGGAGGAGCUUGUAG